AAUUUUAUCUGAGUAACCUUAACGGCGCACGAUCGAAAAGUUAAGCGCGAGAAUAGCGAAAGACGCGUUUUAGUGUACUUAAGUCCGCUCGUUUACUCGCAUCGGUAUUCCCACCGCAAAUUUGCAUUCUUUUACCGUAUUACGGGCAUGGCCGAUAUUCAACCGUAAAUAACCGUAUUUUAUUCUCUUUUUCUGACUGAAAAGUACAAAUAAACUUGUUCGAAAUGGACGGUGCGUGCGAUUUGGAUACCAUGAUGGGUUAUUUAGGCGAUUUCGGAAAAUAUCAAGCAUGGCAAUUCACUUUACACAUUCUCUCAGCUGUAACAGCAGGAUUGAAUAUGUUGUCUCUAGUUACAGUGGCCGCCGUCCCAGAACACAGAUGUGCAAUACCGCAAGAAAACCUUGUAUCAUCUAGCAACACUUCCUUACUAGACCUAUACAUUCCAAAAUUAGCAAAUGGCAAACUGGAUAACUGUCAUUUGAUUAAUAUAACGACGAAUGAAACUUAUGGAUGUAAUUCCUGGGUUUACGAUGAUCAAUAUUAUAAGUCGUCGAAAGCUAUAGAAUGGAGUUUUGUGUGCGACAAAAGAUGGAUGGGUGCAGUUGCCCAAUCGAUGUACAUGUUUGGUGUCUUCACUGGCGCCGUCACUUUAGGAAACAUGGCAGACAAAUAUGGGCGAAAACCUGUAUUUUGUUGGUCCGCUGUCCUCCAACUAUUAUUGGGUGUAGGGGUAGCUUUUACUCCUAAUUAUUACUCAUUCAUCAUUAUGAGAUACCUGUACGGUAUAUUUGGAUCUGCUGGAAGCUACAUACCGGGAUUCGUACUUACCAUGGAACUGGUAGGACCCAGUAAAAGAUCUGCCUGUGGUAUAUCGUUCCAAGCUGCAUUUGCUUUCGGAAUAAUGCUGGUUGCUGCUUGGGGUUCAAUUAUAAAAGACAGCCAAACACUGCAAAUUGUUUACGGAUGUCACGCUUUACUGCUCAUAGGUCAUAUCUGGCUGAUGGACGAAUCUCCUAGAUGGCUGUGGGCGAAUGGUCGAACCAAGGAGUCCAUCGAUAUCAUAAAGAAAGCCUUAAAAAUGAACAACAGUCCCGUAAACUUAAAUUCUACCGACUUCGUGGCUAAAAGCCCAACGAAAACCAGAAAGGAAGUUGAAGAUGCCGGAAUGAUGGAUCUGUUCAAAACGCCUCGAUUAAGAAAAAUGACUCUGAACGUGUGUUUAGCAUGGUUCGCUAAUUCUUUAGUAUAUUACGGACUGUCCUUAAGCACGGGCAGUCUUAAAGGCAAUCCUUACCUUAUUUUGUUCAUCAUGGGAUCGAUAGAGCUCCCGAGCUACGUCGUAACAGUUUACGUUAUGGACAGACUAGGUCGUAGAUCUGUUAUAGCAUUCAACAUGAUCCUCGGAGGACUGUGUUGCAUCAUAGCCGCAAAUCUAGCGAUGGGUAGCUUGGUAGCGACUGGAUUUGUCUGCGCUGGAAAAUUUCUGAUCGCCAGUUCUUUCGCUGUCACUUACAAUUACUCAGCCGAACUUUUCCCAACUGUUAUUCGAAAUUCUGCAAUGGGAAUUGGAUCAAUGUGCGCGAGAACCUCUGGAGCUCUAACACCACUCAUUAUUCUUUUUGAUUCCUUUGACCCAACAUUGCCGUCGACAAUUUUCGCAGUAAUCUCUUUAAUCUCCGGAUUUUUAGUCAUGUUCUUGCCCGAAACGUUGAAUAAAGUCAUGCCUCAAACUAUAGAAGACGGAGAAAACUUUGGAAUAGGCGACACUUGCUUUACAACUUGUCUAGGAAAAGGACUAGCAGACAGCGAUGAAGAGUCACCUAAAAUAAUAAGUGAACAGCUUCAACCUUUGAAGUCUUAACGUGGAACGUAUUCCAUUUUAUACAUGUUACGAAAUACGUAAAAGAAUCAAUUUGAUUAUAUCUGUAAAUCGUACAAAAAUUCGUUGGAAGCAUUUUUAUUGUGGUAAACUAUCAUAUUCUGUGAUACUUUUAUUGAUAUACUUGUACGAGUAUAGGUAAUAGACUAAUUUUUGAUUAAGAAAGACUAUUUUCUUAAUAAUUUUUCAUGCUAUUGCAUAGAUAUAUUUAUCUUAUUUUUAGAUAAUUGUAAUUCUAUUUGUAUAUAGGUAAAUGUCCGAAAGAAUAAAGAAUAUUGAAAGA
This is a messenger RNA of Sitophilus oryzae (rice weevil), 2163 nucleotides long. Its product is annotated as organic cation transporter protein. Gene Ontology annotation, cellular component: membrane. Bases 225 to 1862 code for a protein of 545 amino acids. Gene Ontology annotation, biological process: transmembrane transport. The record is from RefSeq and is a predicted model, not a curated record. The transcript is spliced from 5 exons. Lineage: Eukaryota; Metazoa; Arthropoda; Insecta; Coleoptera; Curculionidae. Gene Ontology annotation, molecular function: transmembrane transporter activity.